CUGACUGCAAAAAACCUUUAAAGCUAAGCUUUUUGCCCUCUUCAUCAACUGGCAAUGGAGCUAUUCAGUCGUGGAAAGGCUCGCAAUAAAGCGAGUCUACUUCCUGAACCUCAUCAGACUCUUCAACAUGUCACUCCCUCUAUACGGUCACAUUCACUUCCACCUUCUAUGCCGUUGGAUGCUCCAACGUCACCAGGAGAUACUUCAUCGUUCAAAGGUCUACCUGAUGAGAACGGGCAAUUUUCCACAGUCCGCCCAUCUGAUCAAGAGGUUGAGGAGUUGUUUGAAAAAAUGCUUACAAGAAGAGGAAUACAUGAUCUCGGAGCACGGAGUGUUAUGUUAUCAUUUUCUGCAGAUAAAAAGUGGUUAAUGGUGUCGCAAGAUAAACAAGCCGAUGCAAAUGUAACUAUCCGACCAACCGCUUCUAUAUCAACAUCUUCGAGGAAGUCGGCUUCUGAAAUCAAAGAGCUGGACAAAGGAACUCCUGAAUACUACAUCAAGCAGUUUUUAGAACCUGACUUUCGGGGAAUUAACCCAAAGAUCCUGGCGCAUCUAGCGGUCAGUCUGAGAACCAUGCCUCUAAGCUGGGUUCGCACUUUUAUUGAGGCUCGCGGACUUCAAGUGAUAACCAAUGUGCUGGCAAAUUUGAACAAAAGGCAGAUAAAGAGAGAAACAGAUUUGCAAAUGGAAAUCGAAAUUAUUAAGUGCUUCAAGUCACUUUUGAACAACAGGUGGGGUGCUCGCGAAGUACUCAUGAAUCCACAAUGCAUAUACAACUGUAUGCAAUCUCUACUAUCACCGCCGAUCCAAACAAGGAAGUUGGUGUGCGAAGUUCUUGUAUUUAUGUGCUACUGCGAGGUUCCAUCUGGUCAAGAGAUUGUAUUGCGAGGGUUAGAGCAAUUGCGGAACACAACCAGAGACUUUGGACGCUUUGAUCCAUGGUUCAAACUAUUAGAGACAACCAUUGAUGGAAGAGGUAGAAUGGGCAGUCUAGUCGGUGCCAGCGACGAUUUUCGAAAGUUGGGUAUGCAAGGAACAGCAGAUAACCAUCUAACGGAAUAUACGAUAUCCAACCUCAUGCUUAUCAACUCCGUCAUCACUGUUGUGGAAGAUGUGGACAUCAGAGUACAUAUACGCAAUCAAAUGAACGCAUGUGGUCUUCAGCGAAUAUUGGACAAGAUGGCCGAGUUCAACAAUGAUCAAGUCACUCGGCAUAUCAACAACUUCCACCAAAUGGCUGAUAACGACAACGAAGAAAUCAUGGAAAUGUAUAACGAGCAAAUGAUCAACAACAUGAGCGAUCCAAGGGAUGUGUUUGAAUGCAUUUUGUCAAGCGUAGAAGGAACUCGUAGCUACGAUUUUUUCCUCAGUGCCAUACAGCAUUUACUACUGAUCAGGGAUGGAGUUGAGGAUAGAGCACGUUAUUUCCAACUCAUCGACAAAGUAAUCACGCAAAUCGUCUUAGAUCGCAAAGGUCUUGCGGAGGACAUCUCAUCUGGCUAUGGCAUGUCAGUAGUGGAGCUUGUCGAGAAGUUUACAGAAAAGGAUCAAGUGCAGAAGGCCCUGCAAGAAGCAAAGGAAUCGAGAGAGUUGUAUGAGAAUACCCUCAAGGAAAAGAAGAAGCUGGAAUUAGAGAUGUCUUUGAAAGGAGAUGGCGUUGUGAGCCAACUGAAAGCGAAAACUUCAUCUUUGGAAGAUUUACUGAGAGUCUCACGAAACACCAUUUCCAUAUUACAAACCAAGUUGACAGAGUCCCAACAGGAGUACCAAGAAAGCUUGGCUAGGAUGGAUGAAAGGUUAAAAACGUUCCAUCAAGCGGUCCUUGAAGCAAAUCCAAAUGCAGACAUCAGUGAAGCAGGCAGUCGAACUGGCUCGUUUGUUAUGACUAGAGAAGAGCUGAUUCGUGCCUAUGACCGGCUACGAGCUCAGGAUCGUCUAGAAGGACAAGAGUUUGAUGGCUAUGCAGGGGGCAGCAUCUUGUCUCCAAAUCACACUCAUCCUGAAACCAUCCCAACUGCUGUUGGCCUUUCUGAAGAAUUCAAGAAUUCCUUGACCAAUCAACUCCAUUCAAGUAUACCUGGAACGUUUGUUAUACCUGGGACUGCGCCAUUGAUUGGCUCGACUAGGAGAGGAAAAAGCUUUGAAAGGCGAGGUUCCAAACAAACGGAUGAGGAAGGCGGCUCAGAAGGAAAAUCCAAACUGCAAAGGAAAGAAGUUGGAAGACUCCCAAUGGAUCUCAAGCAACAAGUCGAGACAUUGCUUUCCAAAGGUGAAGUUCAAAUUGUGGAUGGUGACACUGAAGGCCGCCCAACAAGUGAUUUAGCUGCUGCUCUUCAACAAAAGCUAACAGGCAAAGGAUCUGAGAAUAUCGAUCUUACAACAUCCGACUCACCGGCAAUGAACAACACAGCUAUCCCCCCCCCUCCCCCGCCUCCCCCACCUCCGAUGCAGAGCUUCAAUGCAUCAAUGCCAACAUCGGUAGCCCCACCACCACCACCACCUCCUCCUCCUCCUCCUCCGGGUAAUUUCACUGUGCAAGCCGAUCAACCACCGCCUCCGCCUCCCCCUCCACCACCGCCUGGUGCUGUUGGUGCUAUGCCACCUCCCCCACCUCCACCACCACCUCCUCCACCAGGAUCCUUAGGUACUGGUGGGCCUCCCCCUCCGCCGCCACCUCCUCCGCCAGGUUCGUCCGGUUUCGCACCCCCUCCUCCCCCUCCACCGCCUGGUGCCUUCAAUAUGCCAAGGGCAGCCACUGCACCUAACAUCAAUACACGUAAAAUGAUGAUGAAUCAAUCCAAGGUUAAGACGAAAGCGCUGCAGUGGACAAAGAUGAACCAGAAUGUCCUUUCAAAGACGGUAUGGGGAAACAAAACCGUGGACGAACUUGCACUUGAAAAAGAGAUGAAGGAAAAGGGUAUAUUCGAUGUUGCGGAAGACUUGUUUGCACAAAAAGUGUUUGAACCCAAGAAGGUGGUCAAAAAAGAGAAGAAACCAGAAAUCUGUAUUAUUGACAACAAGAAGUCCUAUAAUAUCAACAUUGCUCUUCUUGCCAAACUCAAGCGUAUCUCCUUUGAUGAGGUUCGGAAUAAGAUCUUGGCGGUUGACUUUGAUUUCUGCUCGGAGAUUCUGCUUCGAAACAUGAUCAGCCUGGCGCCAACUCCAGAUGAAAUGGGAAAGCUGUCUGUUUUUGCAAGCUCGGCUAGUGAAGAAGAUUUAGACAGUCUGUCACCCGCUGACAAAUUUUGUUUGGAGAUGAUGAAGAUCGAUCGGUAUAAGGAACGUAUUCAAAACAUGCUGUUCAUGCGCAUAUUCCCAGAUAAGCAUGCUCAGCUUAGCGAGAACAUGCAAGCCGUUUCCAAUGCCUCUACAGAUUUGAAGAAUUCAAAGUGCUUCCAGGAGCUUCUGAACUUGAUCUUGAUGUUGGGCAAUUUCUUGAAUGGAACAGGUUAUCAAGGUGGAGCAUUUGGUAUCAAAAUCUCUAGUAUCAACAAGUUGGUGGAUACCAAGGGAUCCAAAGAUAAUACCACGUUACUUCACUUCUUGGUGGACAUUGUUGAAUCCAAAUUUCCUCGUAUUUAUGGCUUUUUUGACGAUUUAAAAGGCAUGGAUGCCGCAUGCAAAGUGACACUUUCGGAUUUGAUCAAAGAAUACAAUGAGCUGAGAUCUGGCUUGCAAAUGAUCUUGGAAGAGGUGAAAAGAUAUCAGUUGAAGAAAGAGAAGAAAUCGACACCUGACGAUCGUUAUUUCAUAUGCAUACAAGACUUUCAAGAAGAUGCUGUUAAGAAAUUUGAUGAGCUGGAAGUACGCUACACGUCUAUGGAUAUUGCAUACAAAGAUGUCGUUACAUUCUUUGGCGAAAACGCUUCUGAGAUGAAACCAGACGAGUUUUUCGGCAUCUUCAAAACGUUCACAUCUAGUUGGGAGAAGGCGAUGGGCGAUAACGUCAAUGCUAAAAAGAAACUCGAACAAAUUGAAAAGGCACGUCAGGUGGAAAAGGAGCGAAAGGAGAGGAUAUCUGAGAGAAAGAAAACCAAAGGAAUAGAUAUCAGCGAAGCCGGUGCUACAGGCAAGGAAGAUGAUGACAAGUAUCUCAUGGAUAACCUUCUAGACAAAUUGCGAGCUGGUGAUCUGGAUGCUGGAAACCGACGUAGAGGAAACCGUACUAAUAAACGGCGAGAUGGAAACAAACUGCCUCGCGCUGAAUCUGUGACCCAACUUGCUGAAGAUCUGCUAAAGGAUAUUCAAAGUGACGGUGCGACAACAGGCCAUGAUAGUAAGUCUGGAAAGUUGGAAACGUCUGCCUCUGCAAUGGCCGUAAAUAUGACCAGUGGAUAAACGUUCCCGCGGCUCUUAGCGAAAGAAAUUCUGCCGUUAUUCGGGAAGCAUACGAUGUCUUUUACAAUGUAAUUAUCUUACUAUAUAAAAAAAAAAAUCUUUCACACACA
Molecule: messenger RNA, 4448 nt
Organism: Umbelopsis ramanniana AG
Lineage: Eukaryota; Fungi; Mucoromycota; Umbelopsidomycetes; Umbelopsidales; Umbelopsidaceae
Exons: 13
Coding region: 55-4338 (1427 amino acids)
Biological process (GO): barbed-end actin filament capping; actin filament bundle assembly; mitotic actomyosin contractile ring assembly
Cellular component (GO): mating projection tip; cell division site
Molecular function (GO): actin binding; small GTPase binding
Source: RefSeq, a predicted model, not a curated record